AUGGAGAAACCCUCUUCAUCUUCUACCUCAGAACCAGCAGCUCAACAAAUCUCAGCCAUUUUUCCUGAUGAAGUCAUCAUUGAGAUCCUCACAUGGCUUCCAGUCAAGUCAAUAUUGAGGUUCAAGUGCGUGUCAAAGUGUUGGCUUUCCUUUAUCUCUAGUCCACUGUUCAUCAGGACCCACUUGUUAAAAUCUGUUAACAAGAGUGACUAUGAUCAACAUAGGCUCCUUUUACGUACUAGAGAGGAGUUGGCAGAGGAUUUCGUUAGGUUCAACCUCAAGAACUGUGAUCUUUCACCUGUCUUGUGUAAUGCACCCAUUGUAGAGGCGACUAACCUGUCUGAUUCUCUGGGCCGUGGUGGAGAUGUAGAGCGUGUCGAGACUGAUUUUAGGACGGAUAAUUUCCAUGAUGUGCAAAUUGUUGGUUCUUCUAAUGGGUUGAUUUGUGUGACUGUAUCUGGAGAUGUUCUUUUGUGGAACCCAUCCAUUAGAAAAUUCAAGAAAUUACCCGAUUUUGGUCCUAAACCAGAUGAUGAUGAUGAUGGUUAUUUUUAUGUGUUUGGGUAUGAUGAGUACGAUGAUGAUUACAAACUUCAUUGGAGCACAUCUCCUAGAUUUGGUCGAUGGGGGAAAAUACUUAGUCUUGAUUUGGCGAAUGAGACAUAUGGAGAGGUUGAACAGCCAAAAUACGGGGAGGGAACUUUUGAUUGGACUCUAGAAGUAUUAGGUGGAUGCCUUUCCAUUGUCCGUUAUUAUCGAAGUAGUCGUGUGGAAGUUUGGAUUUUGAAGGAUUAUGGUGUCAAGGAAUCUUGGACUAAAGUGGUUUUGAUUUCUAAUUUUAGUGAUCCUGGCUAUUUGUGUAGCUGCAAACCAGUGUUCCAAUCAAACGAUGGUGAAAUUCUGUUUUACUACUUAUCAAACCUGCCAGGUUUGAUGCUUUACAAUCCAAAAAGUAAUUCAUUGAUGCAUCCUCAUAUUACUAAACUGGAAGUUCUUGUCGGAGUGAACAUGUAUGUUGAAAGCUUAGUUUUGCUUGAUGACCAUGAUGGAGGAGAAAGGCGCAGACUGUGA
This is a messenger RNA of Coffea arabica (coffee), 1071 nucleotides long. The record is from RefSeq and is a predicted model, not a curated record. Lineage: Eukaryota; Viridiplantae; Streptophyta; Magnoliopsida; Gentianales; Rubiaceae.